AAGCGUCAGGUGAUACUUAAGCUCAGGUGUUAAAGGGUUAAGGACCACAAAACCUGGUUUCCUGGAGGAGAAAAUAUUCUCACCUCGUUCCUGUUAUCCAGGGAUAACCCCAUGUCUGAUGUUUACGGUGCCAACCUCUACGAUCAGUACCUUCAGGCCCACCGCCACGCCAAAGCUGCAAACGCCCAGACUCCGACAGAAGUGGGCGGAGCUGUGGAUGGGUCAGAGGUGGAGCUCCCUGAGGGCUGCAGCUCCAUCCUGGUCUGCACAGGAGUGUACAGCAGAGACCAGCAGGAGGCGCCCUCCGACGUCUUCCACGGUCACCGGGACUUCCGCUUCGACCCGGGCCUCCUGCGGCCGUCCUUCGUGGUCCACGACGUGAAGGAGGCGCUGGAGCUGGUGUUCCAGCGGGAGGGCCGGCCGCUGGAGUAGCCUGACAGGAGCAAACCCAGAAGGCCUCUGAUGUUUACCAGAGCAGAGAACCUGUCGCGACGAGCAGUUUUAGCCCCAAAAUAUAGAGAAGAAAAUUCGGUUUACUUCAUUCAAAGAGCAAUC
Messenger RNA from Oryzias melastigma (Indian medaka), 555 nucleotides. Its product is annotated as haloacid dehalogenase-like hydrolase domain-containing 5. NCBI's taxonomy places the organism in Eukaryota, Metazoa, Chordata, Actinopteri, Beloniformes, Adrianichthyidae. The transcript has a single exon. The record is from RefSeq and is a predicted model, not a curated record. The coding region runs from base 112 to 432 and encodes 106 amino acids.